AUGUUCGCUUUCAGAUCGAGAAAUCUGGCUUUGGGCCGGGUGUCGAAGAAUCAUCGCUUUAUCUCUUCCUCCCACAAUGAACUCAACAAAGUCUCCUCCAAAAUCACCCAGCCCAAAUCCCAAGGCGCCUCACAAGCCAUGCUCUACGCAACCGGACUCCAAGAAGACGACAUGAACAAGCCCCAGGUGGGGAUAUCGUCCGUCUGGUUCGAGGGUAACCCCUGCAACAUGCACUUGAUGGAUUUAUCAGCGCUGGUCCGCGACUCGGUCGCUCGAGCAGGCCUCGUGCCGAUGCGAUUCAACUCCGUCGGCGUGUCGGACGGUAUCAGUAUGGGGACCGCAGGCAUGCGGUAUAGUCUGCAGAGUCGGGAAAUCAUCGCGGACGGCAUUGAAACCGUGAUGAACGGACAGUGGUAUGAUGCGAAUAUCUCCCUUCCUGGAUGCGACAAGAACAUGCCGGGUGUGUUGAUGGCGAUGGGGAGGGUGAAUCGGCCUAGUAUCAUGGUUUAUGGAGGAAGUAUCAAGCCUGGGUGCAGUGCGGGGGGUCAGAAGUUGGAUCUGGUCAGUGCAUUUCAGUCGUACGGGCAGUAUAUCACUGGGCAGAUUGAUGAGAAGGAGCGGUUUGAUAUCAUCCGCAAUGCGUGCCCGGGAAGUGGUGCGUGUGGGGGGAUGUAUACGGCGAACACCUUGGCGACGGCGAUUGAGACGCUGGGGAUGACGGUGCCUGGGAGCAGCAGCAGUCCGGCUGAAGAUGCAGGCAAAAAGGCAGAGUGCGAUAAUAUCGGCGAGACAGUCAAGAACCUGCUGAAAGAGGAUAUCCGGCCGCGGGAUAUCAUGACAAGGCAAGCAUUCGAGAACGCGAUGAUCGUCGUCAACAUCCUCGGCGGCAGCACCAACGCUGUCCUGCAUCUCAUCGCCAUCGCCGACGCAGUGGGCAUCAAACUGACCAUCGACGACUUCCAAGCUGUAUCGGACAAAACCCCCUUCCUGGCCGACCUCAAACCCUCCGGCCAAUAUGUCAUGCACGAUCUGUACAAAAUCGGCGGCACACCCGCUAUCCUCAAAUUCCUGCUUCGCGAAGGCCUCAUCGAUGGCUCUGGCAUUACGGUGACUGGCAAGACGAUGAAAGACAACGUCGCCUCCUGGCCUGACUUCACCCCCGACCAACCCAUCAUCCGCCCAUUGAACAACCCCAUCAAACCAUCUGGCCAUCUACAGAUCCUGCGUGGAUCUCUGGCACCAGGUGGCUCUGUUGGGAAGAUCACUGGAAAGGAGGGUCUCCGCUUCACCGGCACAGCCAAAUGCUAUGACUACGAAGACGGCUUUAUCGAAGCCCUCGAACGCGGCGAGAUCAAAAAGGGCGAAAAAACAGUCGUGAUAAUCAGAUAUGAGGGGCCAAAGGGAGGGCCAGGCAUGCCGGAGAUGCUCAAGCCCAGCGCGGCCAUCAUGGGUGCUGGACUGGGUAAUGAUGUCGCAUUACUCACUGAUGGACGGUUCUCUGGAGGAAGUCAUGGGUUCCUGAUUGGACAUAUUGUGCCAGAGGCGAUGGAGGGAGGACCGAUUGCGUUGGCGAAGGAUGGAGAUCGAAUUGUGAUUGACGCUGAAGAGAGAGUGGUGGAUUUGGAGAUUUCAGCAGAGGAGAUGGAGAAGAGACGAGCAGAAUGGACAGCGCCGCCGUUGAGAUAUUCCAAGGGGACGCUGAAGAAGUAUGCCACGUUGGUCAGUGAUGCCAGCCAUGGCUGUGUGACUGAUGGACCAAUCUAA
Aspergillus wentii DTO 134E9 is the source of this 1764-nucleotide messenger RNA. Its product is annotated as dihydroxy-acid dehydratase. Lineage: Eukaryota; Fungi; Ascomycota; Eurotiomycetes; Eurotiales; Aspergillaceae. The record is from RefSeq and is a predicted model, not a curated record. Gene Ontology annotation, molecular function: dihydroxy-acid dehydratase activity. Gene Ontology annotation, cellular component: mitochondrion. Gene Ontology annotation, biological process: branched-chain amino acid biosynthetic process. The coding region runs from base 1 to 1764 and encodes 587 amino acids. The transcript is spliced from 2 exons.